GUUCGGUUGCGGAACUACAGGACAUCGCUCGUACUACCUUCGUCACUUCGCGCAGUUUUCAUUGAAGUUUGAGUUGUGGGAAUGAAGAGUGGUGUCGAUGUUGUGAUGACUGAAUGACUUUACAUUUUGUUUACGUGAUUGACGUACUCUGUGAUUAAAGAAUAAAAAAAAAAACAAUAAUCGUCAGACAUGUUUGUAUACAAUCUGGGUUGUCCGACUUUGGUGUUUGGAUACUGUGAUCUGCCGGCUGUGAAGGAUGCAACGUUGGUCCUUAUACGAGAGCGAAAAGACUGGGGAAGACGAACGCAAACAUCAGAGACUGACCCCAAAUGGUACAUACUCGUCACUGGAGUCGGAGGGUGUCGUUGUCGGGGAUCGAAUCCACCAGGGGUGAUAAUCACUCGAGUCCCACUCGAGCUUCAAGCUCCUCCUCGCCCUGCUACACUCGACCUUCCUCAACCACUUGGUGAAUGUGAGGUGAAGUUGCAAUCUACAGCGCAUAGGGGCAUACCAGCUUUCGAAGAAAUUGCAGUCGACAAAGCACUUUGUCCUUCCUAGAAGUCGCACCCACACGGCACCCUAUACUGCCUAGAAGUUGCAGCCCACAGGGCAACCUAUCCUGCCCUGGAAGUCGCACCCACAGGGCGCCCUAUCCAGUCUAGGAGUCGUAGACUACAGGGUGCCCUUAUCCUGCCAGGAAGUCUCGUCAUACAGGAUGCCUUAUCCUACCUGGAAGUCGCAACCCACAGGGCUCCCUAUCCUACAUGGAAGUUGCAGCUCACUGGGCGCCCUACCCAGCCAAGAAGUCUUAGACCACAGGGCGCCCUGAUCCUGCCUGGAAUUCUCAGCAUUCAGGGUGCCCUAUCCUACCUGUAAUUUGUAGCCCAUAGGGCGCCCUGUCCUACCUGGAAGUUGUGGCCCGUAGGGCACCCUAUCCUACAUGGAAGUUGCAGCUCGCUCUAUCCAGCCUAGAAGUUGCAGCUCACAGGGCACCUUAUCCUGCCUGGAAGUCUCGGCAUAAAGGUCGCCUUAUCUUACCUGGAAGCUGUAGCCCACAGGGCGCCCUAUCCUACAUAGAAGGUGCAGCUCACAAAGCACCUUACCCUGCCUGGAAGUCUCAGCAUACAGGGCGCCCUAUCCAGCCUAGAAAUCGUAGACCACAGGACGCCCUUAUCCUUGCUGGAAUUCUCAUCAUACAGGGAGCACUCUCCU
Molecule: messenger RNA, 1212 nt
Organism: Macrobrachium nipponense
Lineage: Eukaryota; Metazoa; Arthropoda; Malacostraca; Decapoda; Palaemonidae
Exons: 5
Coding region: 190-558 (122 amino acids)
Source: RefSeq, a predicted model, not a curated record